Molecule: messenger RNA, 2196 nt
Organism: Brassica oleracea var. oleracea
Lineage: Eukaryota; Viridiplantae; Streptophyta; Magnoliopsida; Brassicales; Brassicaceae
Product: L-type lectin-domain containing receptor kinase I.8-like
Exons: 5
Coding region: 1-2196 (731 amino acids)
Biological process (GO): protein phosphorylation
Cellular component (GO): plasma membrane
Molecular function (GO): protein kinase activity; zinc ion binding; ATP binding
Source: RefSeq, a predicted model, not a curated record
AUGACAAAAUCUCUAACGAACAAGCUACUUCUGAAGCAACGCCUCUUUGCCUUGCGUAUGCAAGAAGAUACAGUGAGACUAGAAGAAGUUAGGUCGGCGCUUCACAGUCGGGGAUUACGCCAUAAGGCAUCCAGCUCAGGGACAGACAAUCAAGCUUCGGGAUUGUUUGUCAGUGGUGUGAAGGGACAUGGGAAGAAAAGGAAGUCGAAAGAUAGAAAAUCGUUUCCAAGAGGUCCUAAGCCAACUGAUACUUGCAACUAUUGCAAAGAGAAGGGACAUUGGAAGUCAGACUGUCCCAAGAAGAAGAAGGAGCAACAGUCUGGAUCUGCUGCAGUAGCUGAGGAUGAAGCCAAGUCUGAUAGUGACAUCGCUCUUGUUGUGCACGGACACACACACUCUUCUGAUGUGUGGGUUCUGGAUACAGGAGCAUCCUACCAUAUGACACCGAGGAGAGAUUGUUUUUUGAAGUACAAAGAGGUACUUUUUUCGAAGUACACAGAAGUACUUGACGACAAGAUUAAGAUGGCAAAUGAUUUUGUCUGCAAGAUUGCUGGGAUCGGCUCAAUCAAGCUCAGGACACAUGAUGGUAGAUUCUGCACAUUGAACGAGGUUAGGCAUGUUCCAUCAAUAAUGAAGAAUUUGAUAUCCAUGAGUCUUCUGGACAGUAGAGAGUUCAAAUAUUCGGGUGGUGAUGGAGUUCUGAAUGUCUGCAAGGGUUCUGACGUGAUUCUGAAGGGUUUCAUGAACAGUACUCUAUAUUUUCUGAAGGGUACUACCGUUACAGCUGAAGAGAAGUGUGACAUCGAGAAGCUGGAGCUUCUGGGUUUUGAAGUUGAGAUGAAUGAUUUGGGUGCAGCAAUGAAGAUUUUAGGGAUGGAGAUCUUCAGAGAUAGGGAGAAGGAGUUGUUCUUGUCACAGAAGGCCUACAUUAAUGAGGUGUUGACAAGGACAUCUGGUCCAUUGGGGCAUCUGAUCCGCAAGGACAUCUGGUCCGUUGGGGAAUCUGGUCCAUUGGGAUAUUCGGCUGAUGAUGAACGUCUGGCUCUAGUUGAGCAUCUGGCCGUUAAAGGGCGUCUGUAUUUUUGGCAAAUUCCCCUUGCUUUUGGAGCUUAUAGGAGAAACUUGUACGCUGAAGUAAGAGAGGAAUGGGAAAAUGUGUAUGGUCCACUCAGAUAUUCCUACAAAUCUUUAUACAAAGCGACAAAAGGGUUCAGUAGAAAUGAAUUUCUUGGGAAAGGAGAUUUUGGUGAAGUCUACAAAGGGACACUCCCUCGGAACAUUGAGCUGAGAGAAGUGGCUGUGAAGAAAGUAUCACACGAGGGUGAGCAUGGUAUGAAACAGUUUGUCUCUGAGAUCGUGUGCAUGAGGAGUUUAAAACACCGCAGCUUGGUUCCACUUCUUGGGUAUUGCAGGAGGAAACAUGAGUUAAUAUUGGUUUCUGAGUACAUGCCAAAUGGUAGCCUUGAUGGUUACUUGUUUAAUCAUGAUAAACCGACUCUUCCCUGGUGGAGAAGAUUUGCAAUUCUCAAAGACAUCUCGUUGGCUCUUAGUUACUUACAUACAGAAGCUGACCAAGUUGUUAUACACAGAGAUAUCAAAGCUUCUAACGUUAUGUUGGACGCAGAGUUCAACGGAAGGUUGGGAGAUUUUGGUAUGUCCAGGUUAUAUGACAGAGGGACUGAUCCAACCACAACAGCUGCAGUUGGAACUAUUGGUUACAUGGCUCCUGAGCUUACAACAAUGGGACCUUCCACUGUGACUGAUGUGUAUGCAUUUGGUGUUUUCUUGCUUGAAAUAACUUGUGGGAGGAGACCUGUGGAGGCUGGCUUUUCGGCUGCAAAACGUUUUCUUGUCCGAUGGGUUGGUGAAUGCUGGAGACGGUCUUCUUUGCUUGACGUUGUGGAUCCAAGGUUGACAGAAUUCUCAUCCGGGGAAGUGGAGAGGGUUCUGAAAGUCGGUUUGCUCUGUGCAAACCUUGCUCCAGAUGCAAGACCGUCCAUGGAACAAGUGGUGCAAUACUUAAAUGGAAACGUACUGAUGCCCGAGUUUUGGCCAUAUUCUCCUGGAAUUGGAGCUCUCACUCCAACAUUGUUUUCACCAUCACAACACUCACUCCCUUCACUAUCACUGUCUUCUUCCUCAUACAACAACUCUAUGUUUAUUACUCGUAGUUUCGUUUCAGGGAGUGGACGAUGA